Scomber japonicus (chub mackerel) is the source of this 5518-nucleotide messenger RNA. It is a transcript of the gene tpp2, whose product is annotated as tripeptidyl peptidase 2. NCBI's taxonomy places the organism in Eukaryota, Metazoa, Chordata, Actinopteri, Scombriformes, Scombridae. Gene Ontology annotation, cellular component: cytosol. Gene Ontology annotation, biological process: proteolysis. The coding region runs from base 6 to 3839 and encodes 1277 amino acids. Gene Ontology annotation, molecular function: tripeptidyl-peptidase activity; serine-type endopeptidase activity. The record is from RefSeq and is a predicted model, not a curated record. The transcript is spliced from 29 exons.
UGAUCAUGGCUGCUCACUCUACCGAAGAACCGUUCCCCUUUCACGGGCUCCUCCCCAAAAAAGAAACCGGCGCCGCGUCUUAUCUCACCAGGUUCCCCGAGUACGAUGGCCGAGGGGUGCUUAUCGCUAUAUUGGACACCGGCGUGGAUCCCGGGGCCCCCGGCAUGCAGAUCACAACUGAGGGGAAGCCAAAGAUCGUCGACAUUAUCGACACGACAGGCAGCGGUGACGUGAACAUGGCCACGGUGGUGGAGCCUAAAGAUGGAACAAUCGCUGGCCUCUCUGGGAGAACACUUAAGAUCCCUCCUGCCUGGGUCAAUCCAUCAGGGAAGUAUCGCAUUGGAGUUAAAAAUGGAUAUGAGUUCUUCCCCAAGGCUCUUAAAGAAAGAAUACAGAAAGAGCGAAAGGAGAAGGUGUGGGAUCCACCGCACAGAGCAGCACUGGCUGAGGUCUCUCGCAGGACAGAAGAAUUUGACCUCGCACACCCAACACCCUCACAGAUAGAGAAGUUGCAGAAAGAAGAACUGCAGAGUCAGUCAGAGCUGCUAGCAUCUCUAGAAAAGAAGUACAGUGAUCCUGGUCCUGUAUAUGACUGUGUGCUGUGGCAUGACGGUGUCACAUGGAAAGCUGUGAUGGACACUUCUGAGUGUGGAGAUCUGUCGCAGUGCACAGUGCUGAGCUCCUACAGAGAGUCACAAGAGUAUGCCACAUUAGGAAAUGCUGAGAUGCUGAACUACUCUGUGAAUAUUUAUGAUGAGGGAAACACACUCUGCAUCGUCACCAGUGGAGGUGCUCAUGGGACACAUGUGGCAAGCAUUGCAGCAGGUUACUUCCCAGAGGAACCGGAGCGUAAUGGUGUUGCUCCUGGUGCCCAAAUCCUGGCCCUGAAGAUUGGAGACACCCGCCUCAGCACCAUGGAAACAGGCACAGGGCUCAUCCGCGCGAUGAUUGAAGUAAUCAACUACAAGUGUGACCUAGUAAACUACAGCUAUGGGGAAGCCACCCACUGGCCCAAUUCAGGGAGGAUUUGUGAGGUGAUCACGGAGGCUGUGCAGAAGCACAAUGUGAUAUUUGUUUCAAGUGCAGGAAACAAUGGUCCGUGCCUCUCCACAGUCGGCUGCCCAGGAGGAACCACAAGCAGUGUCAUAGGUGUUGGAGCCUAUGUGACCCCAGACAUGAUGGUGGCUGAGUAUUCCCUGAGGGAGAAGCUGCCUCCCAACCAGUACACCUGGUCGUCUAGAGGUCCCAGUACAGACGGAGCUCUCGGGGUCAGCAUCAGUGCCCCCGGUGGUGCCAUUGCAUCUGUACCUAACUGGACUCUCCGUGGUACCCAGCUGAUGAACGGCACAUCCAUGUCGUCUCCUAAUGCCUGCGGCGGCAUCGCGCUAGUCCUGUCAGGAUUGAAACAGAAUGGGAUUCAUCCCUCUGUUCCUGCGGUGAGGAGAGCGCUAGAAAACACGGCUCUGAAGGUUGAUGACAUCGAGGUGUUUGCACAGGGCCACGGAAUAAUACAGGUGGACAAGGCAUUAGACUACCUCACUCAAAACGCCUCUUUACCCACAAGCCACCUAGGCUUCUCAGUAACUGUGGGAUCGCAGAGAGGCAUCUACCUCAGGGACCCAGCCCAAGUUCUUUCACCUUCAGAUCAUGGAGUAGGAAUUGAACCCAUCUUUCCAGAAAACACCGGAAACUCUGAGAGAAUCUCCUUGCAGCUGCACUUGGCCCUAACAUGCACCUCCCCAUGGGUGCAGUGCCCCUCCCAUCUAGAACUGAUGAACCAAUGUCGUCAUGUCAAUGUCCGCAUUGAUCCUGUGGGGCUGAGAGAGGGAAUGCACUACACAGAGGUUUGUGGUUACGAUACAGCAGCACUUGGCUCUGGCCCCCUCUUCAGAGUUCCCAUCACAGUCAUUAUCCCAACCAAAGUGACAGAUAAUCGUAAUCAUGAGGUGUGUUUCACAGACGUCCACUUCAGACCAGGGCAGAUCAGACGCCACUUUAUCACUGUUCCUCAGGGAGCCUCCUGGGCAGAAAUCACACUGACUUCUCAUUCGGGAGACGUGUCGUCAAAGUUUGUUCUCCAUGCGGUGCACCUGGUAAAACAGAAAGCGUACCGAGCUAAUGAAUUCUAUAAGUUUUCUUCACUUUUGGAAAGAGGCUCACUCACUGAGGCGUUCCCUGUGCUGUCAGGGAGGAUAGUUGAGUUGUGCAUUGCGCGCUGGUGGGCGAGCCUGGGUGACGUCACGGUGGACUACAGCAUCUCGUUCCACGGACUCAACACUUCUCCUUCACCUGUGCACAUACAUGCCUCAGAGGGAGUGACGAGUUUCGAUGUGUCAUCGCCUCUGAGGUACGAGGAGGUGUCCCCCGCUAUCACUCUCAAGUCAUGGGUUCAGCCCCUCAGGCCUUUAAGUUCUAAGAUAAAAGCUUUGGGAAUGAGGGAUGUUCUGCCAAACAACAGACAACUCUACGAGAUUGUCCUCACCUACAGCUUUCACCAGCCAAAGAGUGGAGAAGUUACUCCCAGCUGUCCCAUGCUGUGUGAACUGCUGUACGAGUCUGAGUUUGACAGUCAGCUCUGGAUGCUGUUUGAUCAGAACAAGAGACUACUGGGCUCAGGAGAUGCCUACCCACACCAGUAUUCUCUGAAGCUGGAAAAGGGCGACUACACGGUGCGUCUGCAAGUGCGCCAUGAGCAGUCCAGCGAGCUGGAGCGCCUCAAGGACCUGCCGUUUGUGGUUUCCCACCGUCUGUCCACCACCCUCACUCUAGAUGUGUAUGAGACGCACCGUGCAGCCCUCAUGGCCAAAAAGAAGGCCAACUCUGUCACCUUAUCCCCGGGCGCCACGCAGCACUUCUACAUCACAGCCCUGCCAGAUGACAAGAUCCCAAAAGGGACGAGUCCAGGAUGCUAUCUUUCAGGGUCCAUUGUUGUUCCCAAGAGCGAGUAUGGCAAGAAAGCAGGGCAGGCCUCUGCAAAACGACAAGGAAAGUUUAAAAAGGACAUUGUUCCAGUUAUCUACCACUUAAUUCCUGCGCCUAACAAAACAAAGAAUGGAGGGAAGGAGAAAGACAAAGACGGAGACAAAGAGAAAGACGUGAAGGAGGAGUUUGCAGAAGCCAUGAGAGACUUAAAGAUUCAGUGGAUGACAAAGCUGGAGUCCAGUUCACUUUAUGAUGAACUCAAGGGAAACUUCUCAGAUUAUCUUCCCCUGCAUGUGCAAAGACUGCACCAGCUGGACUCUGAAAAGGAGCGUGUAAAACGUCUGAGGGAGGUGGCAUCAGCAGCUGACAUCGUCAUCUCGCACAUCGACCAGACGGCCUUGGCUGUUUACUUCACCAUGAAGACAGAUCCCCGACCAGAUGCUGCUUCCAUCAAAACCGAUAUGGAGAAACAGAAGUCGUCUCUGCUGGACGCUUUGUGUAGGAAGGGCUGCGCUCUGGCUGACCAGCUCCUGCUGCCUCUCGCGCCUCAGGACAGUGUCGGUGCUGUCGCCACGGGACAAGCUGCAGCAGAGGAUGCUGGCGAACAGAUGGCCAGCAGUUCUGACGACAGCCUGCAUGACGUGGCUAAAGCCCUGACUGACACAUUUUGGGAGGUGCAGAAGUGGGCAGAGCUGACUGACUCCAAGGUGUUGAUGUUUUCACACAAACAUGCUCUGGUGAACAAGAUGUACGGCCGGGCCUUAAAAUAUGCCUCAAAGAUGGUGGAGGAGAAGCCCACCAAAGAGAACAUGAAGAACUGUAUCCAGCUCAUGCGACACCUCAGAUGGACGCACUGCGCCAACUUCAGUGAGAACUGGCUCCCUGUCAUGUACCCUGCAGACUACACCCCAUUCUAGGCACACACCACACACACACUCAUGCACGAGCAGUACAUACAUGAUCCAUUACACAGUAACUUCGAUAUCACAUCCCUCAGGGUCACAUGGUCUAUGCAUCUGACCAACCAGCUGCUUCCUGAGAUUUUUUUUCUUUCCUUUUAAAUUCAGAUGUAGGUGAACGCCAAAAUGAGGGAUAACACUUGAGUGUAAUUGUUUGAUGGAUUAUAGGACAUUUGAAUGCCACCAACAGCAAAAUAGCAAAUAAUUCAGUUUCUCAUUCUUAAUUUUUGUUUUAUUGUAAAAACUGUUGACGAGGUUCUCUGUUGGGUGUUUUUCUUCAUUUUUGAGUCACCUACACAUUUGGAGGCUUUUUACAUCCACCCAUUCGCAGCUGUCUGAACUCCAUAUCACAUAAGUAACCUCGUUGUCUCGUGUAUAUGCUGUAUAAGGGCCAGUAUGGACACCACGGAUAGUUCACAAAUCUUUAAAAAAAUAACUGUGACUCCAGUCACCUUCAACACACAGAAAAACUCAUACUGGCCAUUAUGAUACUUCAGUGAGAAGACAGGAGGACUUGCUGCUGCACGAUUUUCGGACAUACGAGGGCAUGCAGAGUCUGCCUGGUUCCUGAAUUAAAAGGGAGGCUUGGGUAGAACUUAAAGUAUUUUUGUUUGUUUUCUGAUCAGUUGUUUCAGUCAGGUUGGGCUGUAAAGUUCAUGUUUAGUCUUGUCUGUCUUGUUAGGCUCCGACUCAAGUACACAAUUUCACAACACAAAAACAGCUGAGGUGCCUUUCUACAUGUACCUUAUAAUUUAUGACAGGAGGGGGAAAAAAAGAAAGCGGUGCAAGGGUUUUGACCCCCUGAAGCUGCAGAAUCAGUAGCGUUUUUAACACCAGUCAACACCCAACCACUUGCAGUCAUUUCACCCAUCAGCCUUUGGUGUCAAAUGUGGGUUUAAAAACAGCAGUAUCAGCAGUAUGAUGCGUCUGUGCACUGAAUGCAGGCCAUCAGUGACCUGUCAGGUGAAGGAAAAGCCACAACCACACUUUCUCAACUUCCACCGCUAGAGGCUUUCCACCAACUUCAUACAGCUAAGUGACCCAAGCCACACAUUUGACGACCAUCCAAUAGACCUCACUUACACACCAGAUGCAGCUGCAUUCAGUUGUGAGCAGUAGUAGGAUGUUCAGAACAGAUUUCUAUGUAUGUUCACACAGUAUUAGACAUUUCUCUGCAGCAUUCAAAAUGUUGCACUUGUACACAGUGUCAUAAAAUAAUGUACAUACACACAUAACAUAAAAAAUAUUAAAAUAGGUAUAUAAUACAAAUAUUAUUCUAAUUGAUGUAUUUUGCAUAUAUGCAUGUCUUUUAGGAUGUAAGGAAAAAGAAUAGUUUUAUUUGGAAGCAGAUUUUAGUUUGUUUCAAUUUCAAAGAUUUUUAAUCCCAAACAAGAUUUUCAAGUUAUUUUCAUGAGUGCGUUUGUGAAUGACUUUGUGUGUAUUUGUGGACACAUUUUGUUUACAUGGAUAUUUUCUCCCAACUGAACUGAAAUGUUAAUUAAAAGCCAUUUUUAGAGGGUAAAACAUGAGUAACACCCCCUCCCCCUCCCCCCAGUUACCUUAAUGGACCAUACUGGUAGUUUUGCACCUUUUAUCUGAUUACCUAGAAAUUUCAUGUAUUUUGAAUCACAUCGUAU